Molecule: messenger RNA, 555 nt
Organism: Necator americanus (New World hookworm)
Lineage: Eukaryota; Metazoa; Nematoda; Chromadorea; Rhabditida; Ancylostomatidae
Exons: 5
Coding region: 1-555 (184 amino acids)
Source: RefSeq, a predicted model, not a curated record
AUGCUCGGUAUGAACAGUGCCGACCAGACGUCAGCUACCACAACGAUUCCUGCUCCACCUCCAACAAUGCUACCUCUUCCAAAUGAUCAAGGUCCUCUUGGCAAGUUGAUGGAACAAUGCAGUCGCCUAAAUGCGAACGUAAUCCUUGAUAAACUAGAGUCAAAACCAGCAGCGGAUAAAUCACCAACCGCUGCCGAUUCUUCCUAUUCACAGUAUCAGCACUACUGGCCAGGAACAACUUGGUGGGAUCAAGCGAGCACAUGGCCGCUACCGUACACCUCAGUGGAUGCGUAUUCUCCCUAUUUGUCUUCACAAUUAGGCCUACUGUCAUCAGUACCUCCGUCCACAUCGUCACUAAAUCAACGAUUGACGCUCGGGAAAUCUUCGGUCACAUCCGCUGGUGGAGGGAAAUUCCCCCGGGGAAAUUGUGAAUGUCCGAAUUGUGCGGAAGCAGAACGGAUAGUUGCACUAAAGGAUACGGUAAUAGCAAUUAUGGAAUUCGUGCCGUGUGUGCUGUUCAGUGACCGUAAUUGCCCUGACACCAUAGUGCCUUGA